Moneuplotes crassus is the source of this 1614-nucleotide messenger RNA. Lineage: Eukaryota; Ciliophora; Spirotrichea; Euplotida; Euplotidae. The record is from the annotation of a GenBank genome assembly.
CACAGUAUCAAGUAAUAGAAAGAGAAGGCCAAGGCUCUCAAAGAAGGCCUUCUUCAGAAGAAGAAGAAAAAGACCUCACAGCAGAAGUAGUCAGAAUGGUGAACAGACUACUGAUGAAGAAGAUGAGAAGGAAUAUGAUGAUAUCAGGAACACAAUUAUUAACAAGCUUACAGAGCCUCAUGGGAAAAUAAAGAAACUGGCCAAAGUUCAACAGAAAAAUUACACUAAAGAGAAGACAACCUUUGCUGAAUGACUCACUUAUCUCAGCAUGAACAACCCACUUAUACAUCUGACUACAGAAUACGAGUCAAAUUUUAUACAUUUUAAAGACCGAGGAAGUGAAGCCAUGAGUCUAGCAGAAAAAUAGAGCCAUUCUCAAAAAACUUGAGAGUUAUAACAAAGCAGAUUUCAAGUCAAUUGAUCCAAAAAUCGCAAGUUAUAAUCAAUUUCAAGGAAUAGACCAGAUGACUAAGUUCCCUAUUUUUGAAAAAGAUGAGACCUUAAAGAAGCUCGAUUUCAUAAACAACAGGAAUUCAAGCUCUCAGUUUCAAAAAUAACAAGCACUAUGAGAUCCUCAGAAGAAGGCAGCAGCAACAAAAUGGGAAUCUCUAUGCACAAUUAAUUGAGACUGACAAGAUCAGCCAUACCAAAUAACGAGAAUUUGAGGAAUUACCUUGAUUAUAGAGUCGAGAAGAUCAUUAAUAAACCCUUCACAAGAAUGACUUCUCCUAAAUUUAACAAUAUUGAUGAAAAAUGCUCUGAAGAUAGCCCAAAACCACUCAACAAUGAAUUAAUUAAAGCAAAAACUCCUAAAACUAGUUCCCUUGUUUCACACAAUCGCAUGAGGGGGAAUAAACUCAAGGCUCCGGAAUAUGCUGAUCUUCAAGGGAAAUAUGAAGACCGGAGAGCUCUAGUAAAAACGCCAGAAGUUCGAAGAUCGCUUCUUUCAGAUCUUGAAAGGAAUACUAUCAGUGGAGAAGAUCCUCUUAAGAAAAAUGAUGUGCUGAUAUUAACCUCUCUCAGUGGAAUAAAAACUCUAAAAUCCCGGAUAAAAUUUCAAGAUUAUUACUCGCCAUCUCAAAAAGUAGUGUACAAAGGAUUCAAAGGCCACAAGCCCAAGACUAAAAAUUUUCUGAAGGAAGACAGAGAAGCAAUUAGUAGCAAAGGCAAACUUAGGCAUCAGAGAAUUAAUCUUGGGGUAUGAAGUCCUAUGACCAAGGAACGGAUGAAGAUGAAUGAGAUGGUGGAGAGACAGUGUAAGACACCAGAAGCUGAACCUCCCAUCAUAAUUACCAAGAUAAAUUCAUCUCAUAAACCUCGAUAUAUUGACCCAAUUACUGAUAAUAAGGAGAGAGAAAGUCAUGAGCUUCAGAGGUCCCACCAGCGUCAUCAGGAACAGUCAUCUAGGUGGGUAAAGCGUGAAAAGAGCAAGAACUUCUCAAGGAACCUCUCUCGAAAUUCAUCAACUACCUCUCUAAACUCAUUCUACAUGAUGAGGGAUACUGAAAAUAUAAUUAUGAAUGCCAAAAUGAUUCAUAAGGAUAGUCUUUCAAGAAUCUUCUCAUAAAGGAUAUGCUAAAAUACUCAGAAUAAGACCACUCAACCUUAAUUUCA